AUGAAAUUCUCUCUCACGACCAUCCUGCUUGCCAGCGGCCUCGCUGUUGCUGCUCCGGUAGCAGACCCAGAACCACUCUUCUCCCGCCAGGCAGCCCAAAGCAUCAACGAUGCUAUGGUGCGCAAGGGCAAGAAGUACUUUGGUACAGCAACUGACCCAGGACGUUUCAACUCGGGCAGCAACGGUGCAAUCAUAAAAGCGAACUUUGGCCAGGUCACACCAGAGAACAGUAUGAAAUGGGAUGCCACCGAGUCCUCGCGCAACAACUUCAACUUCGGCACCGCCGAUCAGACGGUCAACUUUGCCACCUCCAACAACAAGCUAAUCCGUGGCCACACCACUGUCUGGCACAGCCAGCUCCCGUCCUGGGUCAGCUCCAUCAAUGACAAAGCGACCCUGACCUCUGUGAUGCAGAACCACAUCACGACCCUCAUGGGGCGGUACAAGGGCAAAGUCUACGCCUGGGACGUUAUCAACGAGAUGUUCAACGAGGACGGUAGCUUCAGAUCCAGUGUGUUCUACAACGUGCUCGGUCAGGACUUUGUCCGCAUCGCUUUCGAAGCAGCCCGCAAGGCUGACCCAGCCGCGAAGUUGUACAUCAACGACUACAACCUCGACAGCGCCUCGUACGCUAAGACCCUAGCCAUGAUCCGCAACGUCAAGGCCUGGCGCAGCGCCGGUAUUCCCAUUGAUGGCAUCGGUUCGCAAGGCCAUUUGACCUCAGGCCAGGGCGCCAAUGCGCCGGCUGCCAUGGCGGCGCUGUGUGCUGCUGCGCCAGAGUGCGCUCUGACUGAGGUUGACAUCCAGAAUGCGCAGACGGCUGACUGGACCAAUGUCGUCAAGGCUUGCCUGAGCCAGUCCAACUGCGUUGGUAUCACGGUUUGGGGUGUCAGGGACUCAGACUCGUGGAGGCCAAGUGGUAACCCGUUGUUGUUCGAUGCUAACUACAAGCCCAAGGCGGCGUACGACACAGUGUUGGCGGCUCUGCAGUAA
This is a messenger RNA of Ascochyta rabiei, 993 nucleotides long. RefSeq names its product Endo-1,4-beta-xylanase. Lineage: Eukaryota; Fungi; Ascomycota; Dothideomycetes; Pleosporales; Didymellaceae. Gene Ontology annotation, biological process: carbohydrate metabolic process. The transcript is spliced from 3 exons. Gene Ontology annotation, molecular function: hydrolase activity, hydrolyzing O-glycosyl compounds. The record is from RefSeq and is a predicted model, not a curated record. The coding region runs from base 1 to 993 and encodes 330 amino acids.